AUGGGGAAAAGGGAAAAGCUUGGUAUUGACAUGCUCAUUACUCUCUAUACUAGUAUGGGACACAAAGAUGAUGUCUAUCGUAUAUGGAAUAAAUACAAGAAAAAAGUUAAGCGUCACAAUUCAAGCUAUCAUUGUAUGAUACGUGGACUAGAAUUGUUGGAUGAUCUUGAUGGAGCAGAGGAGAUAUUUGCUGAGUGGGAAACAAACAGGGUACACUUUGACAUUCGAAUUCCAAACUUGCUCAUAAGUGUUUACUGCAAGAAGGGUCAUAUGGACAAGGCUUUAUCAAUCAUAGAGCAACUCGAGGAGAGUGGGAAGCAUCCCAAUGGAAGCACAUGGAAUCGUCUGGCACUCGGUUAUUGUGUACAAAAUGACAUGGACAAGGCAGUGGAUACGAUGAAGAAAGCAAUCUUGGCUAGUCAGCCAGGGUGGAAACCUCACUUUCACAGUCUGGCUUCCUGUGUGAAGUACUUGCAAUCAAAAGGAGAUACUCAAGGAGAAGAAGAGCUUAAAGAUUUACUUAGAGUACGAGGUCUCUGCUCGAAAAAAUUUGAGAGAGGUUUAGAUAAGUAUAUUGAAAUUGGAAAUCGCAAGUCUGAGGCACUUAAUGAAACAGACAUUGAGGAGAUUUGUUGA
This is a messenger RNA of Solanum verrucosum, 636 nucleotides long. Its product is annotated as pentatricopeptide repeat-containing protein At2g20710, mitochondrial-like. Gene Ontology annotation, cellular component: mitochondrion. The transcript has a single exon. Bases 1 to 636 code for a protein of 211 amino acids. The record is from RefSeq and is a predicted model, not a curated record. NCBI's taxonomy places the organism in Eukaryota, Viridiplantae, Streptophyta, Magnoliopsida, Solanales, Solanaceae. Gene Ontology annotation, molecular function: protein binding.